GUUUGUAUCGUUUGCCUCUAGAAAAGGAUUUGUGUUCAUUUUUGGAAGUUUUGCUUAUCUGGGGUUCCUCUAUUUCAAGAAAAAAUCAAGUCUCUUUUUGUUUUUUUAUAACCGUAGUGUCUUGUCCAGCUUUCGCGCACGAGACUAAAUCGACUAAUACCUGCGACCUGCCAUCGGCAACAAAUAUCAAGUAACUCUGUCCAUCAAGGCUAGGACAAAUGGAAAGAAUCACCUAGCGUUUUUUUUGUUUUCGCUGAGAUUUGAACAUGAGACCUCAGGUUUUCACUAGGACUCACCCUUAGGCUGCUUGUUUUGUCCUUAUAAGGCCAUUUUCGAAGAACACAUACAGGAGGAUUAAUAGAAUUCUUGCAGAACUUUUAUGGUUGGAGCUUGUGUGGUUAGUUGAUUGGUGGGCCGGUGUAAAGUUGUCUCAAAAUUUCGUGAUCCCAAAAGAAGUAUGGCAGACCAACAAGAUUUUGAAACUGAAGCUAAGCAAGCAUGACAGUGUUGUGAAUGCUACCGAUAUGGAGUCGCUGAAUGGGUUUAUCCACAUGAUGAGAAUGUGCUGUAACUAUGUAUAAUAAUUUCAUUAUUUAACUUCAUUGAUAAAUUUGUAUGCACUGCCGUAAGAUUUAUGUUCCUUUUAUUGUGCCCGUUACCCUUUUCUGAAUAUGUUUUGUUUUUCUUGUUGGUUUCAUGUUACACUUUAUCCGCUGGUUUUACUAAAACUCUGGGUUGGUCUCCUGAAAAUAUGGCAAAGGUUCAACUGAUUUGAGAUUAAAGUAUACAUGGACUCAGAAACUUUUAGAUUGAUGGGCAAAGAACAUGCUCUACUGAUAGCAAAUCACAGAAGUGACAUUGAUUGGCUUGUUGGAUGGGUCUUAGCUCAGCGAUCUGGUUGCCUUGGUAGCGCAUUAGCUGUUAUGAAGAAAUCCUCCAAACUCCUUCCUGUACUUGGUUGGUCCAUGUGGUUUUCCGAGUACCUUUUCCUUGAACGAAGCUGGGCAAAGGAUGAAAACACGUUAAAGUCAGGUCUUCAACGAUUAUGGGAUUAUCCUCAGCCUUUCUGGCUGGCACUUUUUGUUGAAGGCACUCGCUUUACUCAGGCAAAGCUUUUGGCUGCUCAAGAAUAUGCAGCCUCAUCUGGGCUACCUGUUCCAAAGAAUGUGUUAAUUCCUCGUACUAAGGGCUUUGUCACCGCAGUAAGUCAAAUGCGCUCAUUUGUUCCAGUUAUUUAUGAUGCGACAAUUGCCAUUCCUCAAAAUUCACCAGCACCAACAAUGCUGCGAAUCUGCAAGGGUCAAUCUUCUGUGGUUCAUGUGCACAUCAAGCGCCACGAGAUGAAGGAUCUACCAGAAAAUGAUGAUGCCAUCGCUCAAUGGUGUAGAGAUAUCUUUCUGGCCAAGGACAAUCUGUUGGACAAACAUAUUGCUGAAGACAGCUUUGGAGAACAACAGCUGCAGAAUGUCGGCCGCCCAGUGAAAUCCCUCGUGGUUGUUGCAUCGUGGGCAUGUAUUCUCAUAUUUACUGCUGUGAAAUUCUUACAAUCCACAGCAUUACUAUCCUCAUGGACAGGUCUUGCAAUUUCAGUUGCACUGUUAGCUGUUAUUACACUUCUUAUGCAAAUCUUGAUCAGAUUUUCUCAGUCAGAACGAUCAACACCAGCCAAGACAAAUACUGUUAAUCAACAUUCAACAAAUGGACAAGAAAAACAACACUAGCACAGUGAUCACACCUGCAAAGUUGUAGCCUUUUUAGUCUUUGGGAAAUACAUUAGGUAAUGUAUUAUGCAUUUGGCAAAAUCGUCCGAUUUCGAAUAGUUCAAGGGCAAAAUUGACCUUUAUCUGUUGUCUAGAAGCAUUGUGUUUGUCAUAAAAUUGACCUUUAUCUGUUGUCUAGAAGCAUUGUGUUUGUCAUAGUAGUUGUCUUAUAUACGUCGUUUCUUAUUUUUGAUAUCUGCUACAAUCUAUUGUCUAUUGUAUUUCAGUUAUCGUA
This is a messenger RNA of Capsicum annuum, 1995 nucleotides long. Its product is annotated as 1-acyl-sn-glycerol-3-phosphate acyltransferase 2. Gene Ontology annotation, cellular component: endomembrane system. Lineage: Eukaryota; Viridiplantae; Streptophyta; Magnoliopsida; Solanales; Solanaceae. Bases 789 to 1721 code for a protein of 310 amino acids. The transcript has 12 exons. Gene Ontology annotation, molecular function: 1-acylglycerol-3-phosphate O-acyltransferase activity. The record is from RefSeq and is a predicted model, not a curated record.